Messenger RNA from Ziziphus jujuba (common jujube), 852 nucleotides. RefSeq lists its product as uncharacterized. NCBI's taxonomy places the organism in Eukaryota, Viridiplantae, Streptophyta, Magnoliopsida, Rosales, Rhamnaceae. The coding region runs from base 1 to 852 and encodes 283 amino acids. Gene Ontology annotation, cellular component: chloroplast. Gene Ontology annotation, biological process: regulation of DNA-templated transcription; chloroplast organization. Gene Ontology annotation, molecular function: double-stranded DNA binding. The transcript has a single exon. The record is from RefSeq and is a predicted model, not a curated record.
AUGGAUACUGAGAAAAGCAUACUUGCAAAGCUACAUUUUUUGCAAGCCAAAGGGCUUUCGAAGUUUGACAUUACGAAAUUGGUAUCUGGGUACCCGCAUAUCUUGAGGAGGAGUUUAACCAAUAUGAUUAUCCCUUCGUAUGAUUUCUUUAAGAAUUUGUUUCAAUCUGAUGAGAAAGUGUUUAUGGCUAUUAAACGCUUUUUGGGUAUUCUAACAUUGGAUAUUGAACAGUAUUUGGCAUCUAAUUUUGAUAUUUUGCAACAUCAUGGAGUGCCUAAAUCUAAUAUUGUUACAUUGAUUCGGAAUCACCCUAGAGCUCUUUUGAAAAAUCCUGAUAUGUUUAGAAAGAUUGUAGAGCAAGUUAAGGAAAUGGGAUUUGAUCCUCAAAGGACGAAUUUUCUUGGAGCGGUAUUUGCAACGAGGACAAUGACCAAAUCAACAUGGGAAAUGAAAGUUGGGAUACUUAAGAAAUGGGGUUUGUCUGAGGAAGAGGUUUUUCAAGCUUUUAGAAGACAUCCUGGGUGUAUGGUGUGUUCUGAGAAGAAGAUUAUGGAGAUUAUGAGUUUCUUAAUCAACAAAAUGGGUUUCGAGCCUUCUAUUGUUGCCAAAUACCUAACAAUUCUUACAUACAGCUUGAAGAAGAGAUUUGUUCCAAGAGGUUCGGUUUUUCGAGUUUUGCUGUCAAAAGGUUUGCUAAAGAAGAACUGUAACCCUUCUACAUAUUUGUCCAUGCAUGAAGAGUUGUUCUUACCGAGGUAUAUCUUUCCUUAUGGUAACGAGUCUUCUAAGUUGCUAGAGUUAUACAAGGAAAAACUGAGCCUUUCUAAUCGAAAAAAGACUGAAAAGGUAUGA